Messenger RNA from Rotaria sp. Silwood2, 1827 nucleotides. Lineage: Eukaryota; Metazoa; Rotifera; Eurotatoria; Philodinida; Philodinidae. The record is from the annotation of a GenBank genome assembly.
AUGUACGAUCAAAAUAAUAAUGUUCAAGACUAUGAACAAUCAUUAAAACAAGCUCGUAUAUCACUUCUUAAUUCAACAUUUGAUCAACUUUGGGUUCAAUCAGAAAAAUGUUCAUUAAUUGAAAAUAAAACUUCAUCAUCAAAUUCAACAACAAAAAUACAAUCAUCAUGGUAUAAUGAUAUAAAAAAACAAUUUAGUAUUAUUUUUCUUAUAUUUAUAAUUAUUACACUUCUAUUAUUUUCUCUUCCUUUUAUUAUUCGUUCACAAUAUCAUGCAAAUCGUUAUCUUCAUCAAUGUUCAUCACUUGCAUGUAUAUCAACAUCAUAUCGUAUUAUAGAAAAUUUAAAUAUGAAUAAAAAUCCAUGUGAAAAUUUCUAUUCAUAUGCAUGUGAUGGAUGGAUAAAUAGUCAUUUUUUAACACCAAGUGAAACAUCCAUAAGUUAUUUUAAAGAAAUUUAUAAGAAUAAUUUAAUUAUUUUAUAUAAAAUUCUUCAAGAUAAUUCUAAUACAAAUUCAAUAUCAAUAAAAAAAUUGAAAACAUAUUUUCACACAUGUAUGAAUACAUCAAAUAAUGAAAAACUUGCAAGAAAAACUCUAAGAAAUAUUCUUCAACAUGUUGGAAAAUCAAUUUUAUUAUUUAAAUAUUGGUCAAAAAAAAAUUUUAAUUUAGUUACAAGUGUUAUUUAUACACAUAGACAUAAAAUUAAUCCAUUUUUUCGUAUAACUAUUACAAUUGAUGAUAAAAAUAAUAAUUAUCAUUGUAUUUAUUUUGAACAAUCAGGUUUAUCAUUUGAUGAAAAAUUUCGUUAUAAUGAUAAAAAUAUUCGUUAUUUAUUUAAUAAUUUUGGUACAAAAUUAAUCAAAUAUCUUCAUUCAUUUUUACCUGAAUAUAAAAUAUCAAAACAAAUUGAUGAAAUAUUUCUAUUUGAAAAACGUUUAGCUUAUAUAUUUCAAAUAAAAACAUUUCAUAAUCCAUUGAAAUUAUAUCAUAUACGAACAUAUGAACAAAUUCAACAAUGGUUUUCAUCAUGGUUUGAUAUUGAAAUUUAUUUAGAAAGAAUUUUUCAUAAAGAUAAAUCAUUUUUUUAUAAUCAAACAUUUCUUAUAUCAACACCAGAUUAUUUUGAAAAAUUAAAACAAUUAAUAGAAAUAACACCUAAAUAUAUUUUAGCUAAUUAUAUAACAUUUCAAGUUAUUCAAGAAUUAUUACCUUAUAUGCCAGAAAAUUUUAAUCAAUUUAGAAGACCUUUAAUUACAUAUUUAAAAGGUAUUAUCGAAGAAAAACAAUUAUGGGAAAUUUGUGCUAAAAGAACAGAUGAUGCAUUUGGAUUUGCUACAGGUGCUCUAUUUAUUUCAAAAGUAUUUGAUGAAAAAAGUCAAGAAAAAAUAAAACAUAUUGUUGAAGAAAUUCGUUUAACAUUUAUUGAAACAUUACCAAAUAUUCAAUGGAUGGAUUUAGAAACACGUCAACAAGCACAAAUCAAAGCACAAAUGAUUAUUGAUAGACUUGGAUAUCCAAAAUGGCUUGAAGAUGAACGAAAUAUUGAUCGAUUUUAUCAAGAUUUAAAUCUAUCAUCGACGAAUAAUCCUAUGAUUAAUAUAAUAUUAGUACGAAGAUUUCAAAAAGAACAGAAUUUAAAAAAACUUGGACAACGGCCCGAUAUUGAAGAAUGGACAAUGACACCUAUUGAUGUCAAUGCAUAUUAUGCACCAUGGAAAAAUAUGAUUGUAUUUCCAGCUGGUAUUUUACAAACACCAUUUUUCGACGCUAAUAUUCCUAUUUCACUUAAUUUUGGAUCGAUUGCAUCUAUUAUUGGUCGUAAGUAG